Paramuricea clavata is the source of this 1372-nucleotide messenger RNA. Lineage: Eukaryota; Metazoa; Cnidaria; Anthozoa; Malacalcyonacea; Plexauridae. The record is from the annotation of a GenBank genome assembly.
AUGCCACCAUUAGUUUCUGGUUCCAAGCGGCCAAGGAUUGAUAAUAGCACUGACGUAUUAACUGCGAAUAAUUCGGGUCUCCAAUUCGAAUGUGACCGCAACAAUACUCCUGGAAACAAAGAUCUAAAGAACUGUCAUAGUUGUGGUAAAUCAUUCAAGAAUCUCAAACUACAUUUGACUAAGAAACCUGCCUGUAAAAAUGUUUAUGAUUUUUCGAGCAUAGAGGCUGAAUCUGAUUUACGUAUUAAAACUCGGCAAACUGUAUACAAAGAGAAAAAUCGGUCCCAAAUCAAUGUGAAAAAGAAAGAGUACCGGGAGCUUAAGCAUGACAAGAUUACAGAGUAUAACAGCGCAAAUAAGAAGAAAAUUAGAAAGAACCAGGAAAUAUACAACCGUAAAAAUAAAGACAAAGUGCGAUCAAGACAAGAAAAAUACAACCGUGAAAAUAAAGACGAGGUGCGAGCAAGACAAGAAAAAUACAACCUUGAAAAUAAAGGCGAGCAAGACAAGAAAAAUACAACCGUGAAAAUAAAGACUAGGUGCGAGCAAGACAAGAGAAAUACAACCGUGAAAAUAGAGACGGUGUGCGAGCAAGACAGGAAAAAAACAACUGUGAAAAUAAAGACGAGGUGCGAGCAAGACAAGAAAAAUACAACUGUGAAAAUAAAGAUGAGGUGCGAGCAAGACAAGAAAAAUACAACAGUGAAAAUAAAGAUGAGUUGCGAGAAAAACAGAGAAAAUACGACACUGAGAAUAAGGAAAAAGUGCGAGAAAAACAGAAAAAACACACGACAGUGAACAUAAAGAAGAGGUGCGAGAAAAGCAGAAAAAUUACGACAGUAACAAGAGAGACAAAAUAGAUGAAAGUACACGUUUGAAAAAUUUUAGAGCGGCAGUUCGCAAUGGUCCAAUUUUCCCAUGUUUAUCAUGCUACAGACUACUUUAUUCCAAUGGAGUACGAUCUGUGAGUGAUAAGUUUAAAGAAAACGUGAAUGCUAAUGAUAACUUCUACGAUCGUAUGGUCACAGAAAUACGGGCGACUGACGGUCAAAUAUAUCUAUGUCAUACAUGUCACAGAAGUUUAUAUAAGACAAAGUGUCCAUCAAUGUCAACAAAAAAUGGUCUGUCUAUUGAUGAAAUACCCAGUGUGUUGAAUUUAUCUGAGAUGGAAAGUGUAUUAAUAGCAAAGAACAUACUAUUUUUUAAAUUGUUUAAGCUUCCAAAAACUAGAUGGGCUGGCAUACGUGAUAAAUUAGUAAACGUUCCGAUCAAUGAUAAUGAUUUACUCAAAACGUUGUCCAACCUGACAAAACUCCCGAGAGGACCUGAUAAUGCCGGUCUUCUGCCUGUUAAAAUUGAAAAGGAAGGUUGA